AUGGCUUUGUGCAGGAGAUCGCUGCUCCUCAGCUCUUCGUAUCGACAAUUCCUGCGGCUCGGCUACCAAACACGCAAGAACUCUUCUGGUCGAGACAGAUUCUUUCGUAUUUCGGAGGAAGUCCAGGAUGCCCUUGCAACUGGCAAGCCGGUCGUUGCGCUGGAGACUACAAUAUACACACAUGGGUUCCCUUACCCUGAAAACGUCGCUCUAUCCUCCCACCUGGAAUCCCUAGUCCGCGUCAAUGGCGGCGUGCCUGCGACCAUCGGCAUCCUCGAAGGCAAGGCCUGUGUUGGCAUGGCCACUGAAGAGCUGUUACAACUUGUUUCCACGGCUGGUAGCGAGGACACGUGGAAAAUUUCAAGACGAGACCUCGGUUUCAUCGGAGGACUAGGUCUUCGGGGUCAAAAGCUCAAUGGCGGGACAACCAUUGCUGGGACCAUGAUCCUUGCCCAUCUGGCGGGCAUCAGGGUCUUUGCAACGGGUGGUCUUGGUGGUGUCCAUCGUGGAGGGGAGAACUCUAUGGACAUCUCGGCAGAUCUGACGGAGCUUGGGCGAACACCUGUCGCGGUCAUCUCAAGCGGCUGUAAGAGCUUCUUGGAUAUCCCCCGGACGUUGGAAUUUCUGGAGACGCAGGGCGUGGGCGUGGGCACUUUUGCGGAUGGCAGACAAGGGCAUGUCGACUUCCCUGCGUUUUUCUCCCGGGACAGCGGUGUCAAAAGUCCAAAGACAAUCACAGAUGAAGCGGAUGCCGCAGCCAUUAUCUACGCACAACACGGGUUCCCCCUGCAGUCCGGGUUACUUUUCGCCAACCCGGUUCCAGAACAGUCAGCGAUGGCAAAGGAAGAGAUUGAUUCAAUAAUCGCCGCAGCAGUUGCCGAGGCGGAAGAGAAAGGCAUUGGCGGAAGUGCCAACACUCCUUACAUCUUGAAGCGCAUUCGAGAACUGAGCAAGGGCGCGAGCGUACGGGCAAAUGAAGCUUUGAUUGAGGCGAACGUCGUUCGUGGAACCAAAGUCGCCGUCGAACUGGCGAAGCUUGAGAGACGGGGUGGAGCUGCGCCUCAGCGAGAGAAUGCCAGCAGGGUCAUCGGCGGUGGGAAAUUUCCCCAAUCCAUAAAGAGCUCUGAAAAAGCUGCGGGUGACCAAGCAGAUCCCGUACACAGGACGGUGGAACAGUCAUCCCGGCCCGUGGAAGUACUCGUUGCUGGAUCGCUUGCAAGUGAUACAAUAUGUGACCAUCAACCACUGAAAAUCACACCAGAUUCAACUACCCCAGCGCUUCAUACAUCGAAUCCGUCUAUCAUCUCUCAGUCGCCGGGCGGAGUCGGGCGUAACGUUGCCAUGGCUGCUCAUCUAGCAGGUGCAAAAGUCACAUUGGCGAGCGUCGUGGCAGACGACCUUGCUGGAGCAUCUCUUCUCGAUCACGUAGGGAAGAGCGGUCUUGAGACGACGGCAAUCCGGCGACUUUCCACCAAAAACGGGGCACGAACAGCACAAUAUGUCGCCGUCAACGACACAAGCAAAGAUCUCGUGCUUGCAAUGGCAGACAUGUCGAUAUUCGCUCGCCCAGAACUCGAAUCGGCAGACUACUGGAUGGCAAAGAUGGACGAAAACAAGCCAAAAUGGGUGGUCGUCGACGCAAACUGGUCUCCUGCCAUUCUCUCAUCCAUAUUGUCGGCUGCGAAAGCGCAUCACGCCUUUGUGGCAUUCGAGCCUGUCUCGGUUGCAAAGGCCGCUCGCCUUUUCCACAAGGACAACUCUGCCAUUAUCAGCGCUAACGUAGUGCCAAAUCAUGUUAUUAGCCUUGCAUCCCCCAACAGACUCGAAUUGACUGCAAUCUAUAACGCGGCCAGAGACGCGAUGAUGUUCGACUCGGAGCAGUGGUGGAACGCAAUCGACAGCCUCGGCCUCUCAGGCUCGGGGUCUCGGGAUCGAUUGAUUUCUGUUGCAGGACACGAGUUAGUCGAACACGGGAUCCCGCAACAGUGCAUCCAGCUUUUGCCAUUCAUUCCGAAUCUGGUGACAAAGCUUGGGUCUAGGGGAUGUCUCCUGGCUUGCCUGCUGCGGCCUGGCGAUCCUAGACUCACACGGCCAGAAAACGCCCCAUACGUACUGUCGAGGAACUUGUCUCGAGACUCUGAGAUCGGUGGCUUGUAUAUGCGAUUGAUUCCACCAUUCGUCGAGGUCGAACAGGACGAAAUAGUUUCUGUCAACGGCAUUGGUGACACAAUGCUGGGCGUUAUCAUUGCAGGCCUUGCGAAAGGCCGGACGCUUGAGGAGGUGCUGCCCAUUGCGCAAGAGGCAGCGGUGCUCACGUUAAAGUCUGCAGAGGCGGUGUCUCCCCAUGUUCGGCACAUCCAGGCAAGGCUCAGGUGA
Molecule: messenger RNA, 2376 nt
Organism: Fonsecaea multimorphosa CBS 102226
Lineage: Eukaryota; Fungi; Ascomycota; Eurotiomycetes; Chaetothyriales; Herpotrichiellaceae
Exons: 3
Coding region: 1-2376 (791 amino acids)
Molecular function (GO): pseudouridylate synthase activity
Source: RefSeq, a predicted model, not a curated record